UCAUUCAUUCAGGUUCAAGAAACGUUCAUUACCAGAUCGAAUCCGCCAUGCCGGUCGAAUCUUGCCGGAAAAACUCUCCUUAUCCGGCCACAUAGCUCGGAAUUCGAAACCCAGUUGCUCAAUCUUCGCCCGAGUUGUUUAUUUGAGAACAAAAAAAGCGGAAGAAUUUAGCUUCUGAAGCAAAGCAACGAGCUUUGUGGGAUCACAAAAGCAAUCAUGAAUAGCAGCGUUGACACUAUCAACGCCGCCGCCACCGCCAUCGUCUCCGCCGAAGCUCGCGCCCAGCCCACCAACAUCUCUAAAAGAAGAUGGGGAAGCUGCUGGAGCCUAUAUUGGUGCUUCGGGUCACAUAAAACUAGCAAGCGAAUUGGUCAUGCUGUCCUCGUUCCCGAGCCUGUAGUGCCAGGAGCUGCAGUUUCAACCUCUGAUAACCAAACAACCUCCACCGCAAUUGUAUUACCCUUCAUUGCCCCUCCAUCUUCUCCUGCAUCUUUCCUUCCAUCCGAUCCACCGUCUGCUUCCCAAUCACCUGCUGGAUUUCUGUCCCUCACAUCCCUUUCUGUAAAUGCCUACUCUUCGGGUGAACCUGCAUCCAUGUUUUCCAUAGGCCCUUAUGCAUAUGAGACACAGUUAGUGUCACCACCUGUAUUCUCUACGUUCAACACUGAACCAUCUACUGCUCCAUUCACUCCCCCUCCCGAAUCCGUUCAGCUGACUACACCUUCAUCCCCUGAAGUGCCAUUUGCUCAACUUCUGUCAUCUUCAUUGGACCGACAACGUAGAAACAGUAGCAACAACCAGAAGUUUCCACUGUCCCAAUACGAAUACCAGCCUUACCAACAAUGUCCGGGAAGUCCUGGUGGUGAUCUCAUAUCACCAGGAUCAGCAAUAUCGAAUUCAGGAACAUCUUCUCCGUUCCCAGACAGACACCCUAUGCUUGAGUUUCGCAUGGGGGAAGGUCCCAAACUCUAUGGAUUUGACCAUUUUACCAAUCAUAAGUGGGGUUCAAGGCUAGGUUCUGGAUCAUUGACACCAGAUGGUGCGGGGCUGGGUUCCAGGCUAGGUUCUGGAACAUUAACACCAGAUGGCUAUGAGCUAGGUUCAAGGCUAGGUUCCGGAUGUUUGACCCCCAAUGGUGUGGGAGUUGGUUCCAGGAUGAGUUCUGGAUGUUUGACGCCUGAUGGUACAGGGCCAGCCUCGACAGACGGUUUCCAUAUGGAGAACCAGAUUUCUGAGGUGGCAUCCCUGGCCAACACAGAGAGUGGAUGUCACAAUGGUGGAACUGUAUUUGAUCACAGGGUGUCAUUUGAAUUGACUGGUGAAGAUGUUGCAUGCUGUCUUGCGAAUAAAGCAUUGAGAACUGCAACGGAAUCUUCAAAUGAUAUAGCAGCAGAAAUCUCAAUUGAAACAGAUGGGUUAUUAACAGACUCCAACAAUCACCGCGAGUUUAAUGUGGAGGAAAGUUUGAGUAGAAUUCCUGAAAAUGCUUUGGGAGAAGGGGAGGAUCAAGGUUACCGGAAGCAAAGAUCCAUCACACUUGGGUCGACAAAGGAGUUUAAUUUUGAUUACACAAAAGCUGAAGUUCCGAGUAAGUCCAACAUCGGCUCAGAAUGGUGGGCUAACAAAAAUGUUGCUGCUAAGGAAUCUAAGCCUUGCAAUGACUGGACUUUCUUUCCGAUUCUACAACCCGGAGUUAGAUGACAUAGCAAUGGUUCAACAUGGCUUUUACUGAUGUGUAUAGGUAGGGGAUGACGUUGUUGACAGAUGAAUGGAUGCAGAGGUGAGAGUUUCUUACGAACGAAAAACAUAAUUCAGAGAGAAUACAUUGUAGAAUUGUUAGUGUGAGUAGUGAGUACUCAAAGAGCAUUCUUUAGAACAUUUUUUUACUUUGAUGUUAUACAGAGGAUAGAAUUCACUUAUAAAGAUGAUGUGCUAUGGAUUAUUUUUUGUUCAAUGUGUAAUAUAAAGGUCGAAUUACGUCA
Pyrus x bretschneideri (Chinese white pear) is the source of this 1982-nucleotide messenger RNA. RefSeq lists its product as uncharacterized. Bases 217 to 1701 code for a protein of 494 amino acids. NCBI's taxonomy places the organism in Eukaryota, Viridiplantae, Streptophyta, Magnoliopsida, Rosales, Rosaceae. The transcript is spliced from 2 exons. The record is from RefSeq and is a predicted model, not a curated record.